AUGCUUGGUUUCUCGGAAGAUGAAAUUGCUUGUUUUAUUGCAUUUAUUCGUAUUCUUUCAUGUAUUGCUCAAACUCUUCUUUUGGCAUGUUUACAAAAAUAUUUCGGUGCAAAAGAAACUAUAAUGGUUGGAUUAUUUUUUCAAAUUGUUCAAUUAGCAGCAUUUGUUAUAGCUACAUCAAAUUGGAUUAUGUGGGUUUCUGUUUGUGCAAAAGACAAUCAACAAGGUCUUGUUCAAGGUAUGGUUAAUGAUGUACAUGGUUUAUGUAAUGGUCUUGGUCCAGCUUUGUUUGGAUUUACAUUUUAUUUAUUAAAUGUUGAUUUAGAUUAUUCAUCACCAUUACCAUUAACAAAAAACACAAUCAAAUUUAACAACAAAGAGUAUUAA
Messenger RNA from Rotaria sp. Silwood1, 387 nucleotides. NCBI's taxonomy places the organism in Eukaryota, Metazoa, Rotifera, Eurotatoria, Philodinida, Philodinidae. The record is from the annotation of a GenBank genome assembly.